GGGGGAGCCGCUCGCCACGAGCGGUGUAAAUGAGCAAAGAUGGAUCAGGAAGGUGGGGGAGAUGGGCAGAAAGCCCCGAGCUUCCAGUGGCGGAACUACAAGCUCAUCGUGGAUCCUGCCUUAGACCCUGCCUUGCGCAGGCCUUCUCAAAAGGUGUACCGCUACGAUGGAGUCCACUUCAGUGUCAACGACUCGAAGUAUAUACCAGUGGAAGACCUCCAAGAUCCCCGUUGCCACGUCAGGUCCAAAAACAGAGACUUUUCCCUCCCAGUCCCUAAGUUUAAGCUCGAUGAGUUCUAUAUCGGACAGAUCCCACUGAAGGAAGUGACUUUCGCGAGGCUGAAUGACAAUGUGCGGGAGACCUUCCUGAAGGAUAUGUGCCGAAAGUACGGUGAGGUGGAAGAGGUAGAGAUCCUUCUUCACCCCCGUACUCGCAAGCACCUGGGCCUGGCCCGCGUGCUCUUCACUAGCACUCGGGGAGCCAAGGAAACAGUCAAAAACCUCCACCUUACCUCCGUCAUGGGCAACAUCAUCCAUGCCCAGCUCGACAUCAAAGGACAACAGCGAAUGAAGUACUAUGAACUGAUAGUCAACGGCUCCUACACCCCUCAGACAGUGCCCACAGGGGGCAAGGCCCUGAGUGAGAAGUUCCAGGGCUCUGGUGCAGCUGCUGAGGCAACUGAAUCCCGCCGCCGCUCCUCCUCUGACACGGCUGCCUACCCGGCAGGCACCACUGGUGUGGGCACACCUGGCAAUGGAACCCCUUGCUCCCAGGACACAAGCUUUUCCAGCAGCCGACAAGACACCCCAUCUUCCUUUGGCCAAUUCACCCCUCAGUCCUCCCAAGGAACCCCUUACACAUCUCGGGGCAGCACCCCCUACUCUCAGGACUCUGCCUACUCCAGCAGCACCACUUCAACCUCCUUCAAGCCCCGGCGCUCGGAGAACAGCUACCAGGAUUCCUUCUCCCGCCGCCAUUUCUCCGCAUCUUCAGCCCCCACGACCACCUCCACCGCUGUCUCCUCCACGACUGUAGCCACUGCCUCGUCCUCGUCCUCCUCCUCCUCCUCCUCCUCCUCCUCGUUGUCCUCGUCCUCUUCGUCCUCCUCUUCGUCCUCCUCCUCUCAUUUUCGUGGGACUGACUCUAACUACCCAGCGUAUUAUGAGAGCUGGAACCGCUACCAACGCCAUGCUUCCUACCCUCCCCGCCGGGCGACUCGGGAGGAGCCCCCUGGGGCAUCUUUUGCUGAAAACGCAGCUGAGCGCUUCCCGCCUUCCUACACCUCCUACUUGCCCCCUGAGCCCAGCCGGCCUGCUGACCAGGACUACCGGCCUCCUGCCUCAGAAGCUCCACCCCCGGAGCCCCCAGAACCGGGUGGAGGCGGGGGUGGGGGGGGGCCCAGCCCUGAGAGAGAAGAAGCUCGGACCUCCCCCCGCCCAGCUUCACCUGCCCGCUCCGGCUCUCCGGCCCCAGAGACCACCAAUGAGAGUGUGCCCUUCGCUCAACAUAGCAGCCUGGAUUCCCGCAUUGAGAUGUUGCUGAAGGAGCAGCGCUCCAAGUUUUCGUUCCUGGCCUCUGACACGGAGGAGGAGGAAGAGAACAGCACCACAGGCCCUGGGUCUAGAGACGCAGGGAGCGAGGUGCCUUCUGGGUCAGGUCACGGACCCUGCACGCCCCCUCCAGCCCCAGCUAAUUUUGAGGAUGUGGCACCUACAGGGAGUGGGGAACCAGGGGCUACCCGGGAGUCUCCCAAGGCCAACGGACAGAACCAGGCUUCUCCAUGCUCUUCUGGAGAGGACAUGGAGAUCUCCGACGAUGACAGGGGCGGCUCACCCCCUCCAGCCCCAACACCCCCCCCCCCCCCCCCCCCCCCCCCUCCCCCGCCCCCUCCUCCCCCCCCCCCCCUCGCUCCCCUGCCCCUUGGUCAUCCUCCCCCCCAGCCUGCCUACCUCCUUCCACCGCGCCCUGAUGGGCCACCACCCCCUGAGUACCCCCCACCUCCUCCGCCACCCCCCCACAUUUAUGACUUUGUGAACUCCCUAGAGCUCAUGGAUCGACUUGGGGCUCAGUGGGGAGGGAUGCCCAUGUCCUUCCAGAUGCAGACCCAGAUGUUAACUCGGCUUCACCAGCUGCGGCAGGGCAAGGGAUUGACUGCUGCCUCAGCUGGUCCCCCCGGUGGAGCCUUUGGGGAGGCCUUCCUCCCAUUCCCACCCCCCCAAGAGGCAGCCUAUGGCUUACCCUAUGCUCUGUACACACAAGGGCAAGAAGGCCGAGGGGCCUACUCCCGGGAGGCCUACCACCUGCCUUUGCCCAUGGCAGCCGAGCCCCUGCCCUCCUCCUCAAUCUCGGGAGAAGAGGCCCGGCUACCUCCCAGGGAGGAGGCAGAGCUGGCAGAGGGCAAGGCCCUACCAUCAGCAGGCACCGUGGGACGGGUGUUGGCCACCCUCGUCCAAGAGAUGAAGAGCAUCAUGCAGCGAGACCUCAACCGCAAGAUGGUGGAGAACGUGGCCUUUGGAGCCUUUGACCAGUGGUGGGAGAGCAAAGAAGAGAAGGCCAAGCCAUUCCAGAACGCAGCCAAACAGCAAGCCAAGGAGGAGGAUAAAGAGAAGACAAAACUCAAAGAGCCGGGCCUGCUGUCCCUCGUAGACUGGGCCAAGAGUGGGGGGACCACGGGCAUCGAGGCCUUCGCCUUUGGGUCAGGGCUGCGAGGGGCCCUGCGGCUGCCUUCUUUCAAGGUGAAGCGGAAAGAGCCUUCAGAAAUUUCAGAGGCCAGUGAGGAAAAGAGGCCCCGUCCUUCCACUCCAGCUGAGGAAGAUGAAGAUGACCCUGAGCGGGACAAGGAGGGCGGAGAGCCUGGACGUGCGGGGACCAAGCCCCCAAAGCGAGACGAAGAGCGAAGCAAGACCCAGGGCAAGCACCGCAAGUCCUUUGCUCUGGACAGUGAGGGGGAGGAGGCAUCCCAGGAGUCCUCCUCAGAGAAGGAGGAGGAGGAGGAUGAGGAAGAUGAAGAAGAUGAAGAACGUGAGGAAGCCAUGGACACUGCAAAGAAGGAGACCGAGGCGUCAGAUGGCGAGGACGGGGAAAGCGAUUCGUCCUCCAAAUGUUCUCUGUAUGCUGACUCAGAUGGUGAAAAUGAUAGCACGUCGGACUCCGAGAGCAGCAGCUCAUCCAGCUCCUCAUCUUCUUCAUCUUCCUCCUCCUCGUCCUCAUCAUCCUCCUCAUCAUCUGAGUCCUCCUCAGAAGAGGAAGAGGAAGAGGAGCAGCCAGCAGCCGUACCCCCAGCAUCACCUCCCCCCCGAGAUGUCACCGCGCCCCCGCCAGCACCCGUGGAAGAGGCCGAGCCAGAGCCGGUUGCGGGCUCCCCAGCCACGCCUCUCCCUGAACAGGAAAAGUCUCCAGCAAGACCUGCAGGUUCCACUGAGGAGCCGCCUCCCAGUGUGCCCCAGCCGCCCGCUGAGCCGCCGGUGGGGCCUGUGGCCCCCGCCCCCCCGCCCCAUGAGCGCCCCCCCCCUCCUAUCCCCCCCCUGCCCCCACCCAAGAAACGCCGGAAAACUGUCUCCUUCUCUGCCCUGGAGGAGGUGGCGGCACCAGAGCCGCCCCCAGCCGCCCCUCCGCAGAUCAAGUCUCCUGGCCCCGUUGCCCGCAAAGCCCCCCGGGCUGUGGAGCGGACCAUUCGAAACCUACCCCUGGACCAUGCGUCUCUGGUUAAGAGUUGGCCUGAGGAGGUGUCCCGAGGAGGUCGCAGCCGGCCUGGAGGCCGCGGCCGCUCUGCUGAGGAGGAGGAAGCUGAGCCAGGGACAGAAGUGGACCUGGCGGUGCUGGCUGACCUGGCCCUGACCCCAGCCCGUCGCGACGACUCGGAGGCCACAGAGACGUUGGACGAGGCCGAGCGCGCGGGCCCCCUGCUCAACCACAUCCUCCUGGAGCACAACUACGCCUUGGCCGUCAAGCCGCCGCCUUCCACACCGGCCCCUCGGCCCCUGGAGCCGGUUCCUGCCCCCGCCGCCCUCUUCAGCUCCCCAGCGGAUGAGGUCCUGGAGGCCCCCGAGGUGGUGGUGGCCGAGGCAGAGGAGCCGAAGCAGCCGCAGCCGCAGCGGCAGCCGCCGCAGGAGGAGCGGGGGGAGGAGGAGGAGGAGGAGGAGGAGGAGUCCGAGUCCUCAGAGAGCAGUGGCAGCAGCAGCAGUGACGGGGGGGGCGCCGUGCGGAGGCGAAGCCUCCGCUCCCAUGCCCGGCACAGGCGGCCCCCCCCGCCCCCUCCACCCCCUCCGCCCCCCACCUUCGAGCCCCGCAGUGAGUUUGAGCAGAUGACCAUCUUGUAUGACAUUUGGAACUCGGGCCUGGACUUGGAGGACAUGGGCUACCUGCGGCUCACGUACGAGCGGCUGUUGCAGCAGACAAGCGGGGCUGACUGGCUUAACGACACCCACUGGGUCCAUCACACCAUCACCAACCUGAGCACUCCAAAACGCAAGCGGCGGCCCCAGGACGGGCCCCGUGAGCACCAGACAGGCUCAGCCCGCAGUGAAGGCUAUUAUCCCAUCAGCAAGAAGGAAAAGGACAGGUACCUGGAUGUGUGCCCUGUUUCGGCCCGGCAGCUGGAAGGAGCGGACACUCAGGGGACUAACCGUGUGCUUUCGGAGCGCCGGUCUGAGCAACGGCGGCUGCUGAGCGCCAUUGGCACCUCUGCCAUCAUGGACAGUGAUCUGCUGAAGCUGAACCAGCUCAAGUUCCGGAAGAAGAAGCUCCGGUUCGGCCGCAGCCGGAUCCAUGAGUGGGGUCUGUUUGCCAUGGAGCCCAUUGCAGCCGACGAGAUGGUCAUCGAAUACGUGGGUCAGAACAUCCGCCAGAUGGUGGCCGACAUGCGGGAGAAGCGCUACGUGCAGGAGGGCAUCGGCAGCAGCUACCUGUUCCGGGUGGACCACGACACCAUCAUUGAUGCUACCAAGUGCGGCAAUCUGGCGAGGUUCAUCAACCACUGCUGCACGCCCAACUGCUAUGCCAAGGUGAUCACCAUCGAGUCCCAGAAGAAGAUUGUGAUUUACUCCAAGCAGCCCAUCGGUGUGGAUGAGGAGAUCACGUACGACUACAAGUUCCCGCUGGAGGACAACAAGAUCCCGUGUCUGUGCGGCACCGAGAGCUGCCGAGGCUCCCUCAACUGAGGGGCAGGACGGGUGCCCGUGCCCCUAUUUAUUCCCCUUGGGGCUCCGCAGGCCUCACCUGCCCCGAGCCCAGUGAGGGAGCCUCAGUUCCUUGAGGCAACGUCUGCCUGCCCCGUCGCCCCUGCCCACCCACCCCCUAACUUUUUUUCUUUGCGGAGAAGAAGCUGUAAAUGUUUUGUAGCUGCCAGCAGCUGUUUCCUGUGGAAACCUGGGGUGCCGGCCUGUACAGAUCCUGUUCUUGGGGGGCUGCUAGCCCCUUUGCUUUGUGUUAAUGGGGACUUCCCCUUUGUGCCCUGCGUGCACCCCUCCCCAGUUUAGGGGUCUCUAGGGGCAGUGGCCAUGUUCUCCCCCUGGGGGGGGGGCCCUGUGCCCCCAGUCCUAGGGACUCCGUGCCUGGAACCCUGCCUCAUCUUCUGUUCCUGCCAGACCCUGUGGGUCACCCUCCCACCCUGGCGUCUGGAAGCUCCUGUUCCGGCAGGCCAGGAUGGUGGGGGGUGGGCCCUUCCUGUUGGGCUGGAUUGUACAUAUGUUAAUAGCGCAAACCCAACGCCACAUUUUUAUAAUUGUGAUUAAACUUUAUUGUACAAAAGUGC
Messenger RNA from Neomonachus schauinslandi (Hawaiian monk seal), 5753 nucleotides. It is a transcript of the gene SETD1A, whose product is annotated as SET domain containing 1A, histone lysine methyltransferase. Gene Ontology annotation, cellular component: Set1C/COMPASS complex. Lineage: Eukaryota; Metazoa; Chordata; Mammalia; Carnivora; Phocidae. Gene Ontology annotation, molecular function: protein binding; RNA binding; histone H3K4 methyltransferase activity. The record is from RefSeq and is a predicted model, not a curated record.